This is a messenger RNA of Podarcis lilfordi (Lilford's wall lizard), 11502 nucleotides long. NCBI's taxonomy places the organism in Eukaryota, Metazoa, Chordata, Lepidosauria, Squamata, Lacertidae. The record is from the annotation of a GenBank genome assembly.
UGCGUCACAGCUCCGUGCGUGGCGGGGAGCGCAGGGAUUGGUGACGCACGGAUGGCAGGGACGUGCCCCGCUGGCUAUAUGAGCUCAGUGGCAGCGCCGCCUCGGCCUUUCUCCGCCUCGCUCCUUGCUCUCGCCGGGAGUCGCCGCCCAGCCGCUCCGCUCCCCGAGGCCGCCCUCCCGCCCGCCCGCUCGACCCACCGCCGCCCGACGACGCCUCAGCCAUGAUCAUCUACCGCGACUGCAUCAGCCGUAAGCGAAUCUCCCUCAGCGCCGUCGAGGUCGGACCCCCCGCGGAGCCCCCACAGCGGCGCCCUACUGCGCUUGCGCGGCUCCGCGGCCCGGGCUAGGCACCUCGCGCGCCCUCCCGCUGCACUGCGCCUGCGCGGCACAGAAGAGAGGGGGAAGGGAGACUGGUUCGCGGGGGGGGGGGGGCGAGCGAAGACUGGCGCCCCGGCAUUCUAUUCACUGCGCAUGCGUCUUUUUGCCGCGGCUACCGCGCUUGCGUGAGCGGGGCUGCCGAAGGGGCCGUGGGGCUGGAGGCCUUUGGCGGCGCUUCCGGCGUGUUCCCUCUUGGCUUCCGGCGCAGCCUUCCCGAGGCCUUUUCCCGUUCCGGGAGGCGGCGGCGCCGCAUCUACCUCUGGGGCCUGGCAAGGCCUGGACCGGAAGGGCGGGAGGGAGGGAAAGAGGGGCGACCCCUGAGAGGAGGGUGGGGUUUGGGGGAGGGAGAAGGACCGGCCGACCAUGGGGAGCCCCCCUCACGCGCUCUCCUCCUUCCUCCGCCCGCAGAAGACGAGAUGUUCUCGGACAUCUACAAGGUCAAAGAAGUGGCCAGCGGACUCUGCCUGGAAGUGGAAGGGAAGGUAGGCUUUGUUUGUAAAUCUACUCGUUUUAUGUAGGUGGGGUUCGAACCCUGGUCUCUCCCAAGCCCCUCCCUAUAUUAUAGUAUAGCUCAACUGUGCUUUGGUACCAUGAGGCCCUUCUUUUAGCAGUUGCUACCCUUCACAGGCACUCAAUCAACUUCUGUUAUGGGGGGGGGGAUUUGACAACAUCUGAGGCAAACUGGGAAAUUUCAGCCACUUCUAUGAACUCAUAAAGUAACCAAAGCUCACAAUUACUGUGCAACGACCAUGUUUUGGUCUGCACAGUUGGAGGGGGAGAGAUCCAUGCUUUAGCCUUUCGUAAUCUAUGCAUCACCAUGCCAAUAUGGGUCACCUUUAUAACAGAGAUGUCACAGUGACUUGAGAGGGGCUCGGUUGCAAGAUAAACUCUGACACAUCCAUUAAGCCUCCAUAGUGGUAAUGACGACAUCCAGACUGAGUAAUUUGAGGCGUGGUGUUUUAAAAUCCCUUAAUUUUGAUGGAAAGACGUAAAAAGUAGCAGGUUGUGUGUGUGUGUGUGUGUGUGUGUGUGUGUGUGUUUCGAAAACCUUGAAAGUUAGAGUCUUAAUCAUAAAAGACUUCCGAUUUAAGAUUCUCCGGGCAGUUUAUUCUCCCUUUGGUGACAAAUGCCACUUGGAUAGCUUUGCUCAUAGCUGAACUAGUUUCAGGACUUAAAGCUUUGAGUAGAUUAAUGAACAGGAGCAGAUCAUUUUACAAUUAGAUUUUGCUUUUCAGUGGUGGUAUUUUUCUUCAAUGAAUGGUUUAGAUGGUGAGCAGGAAAGAAGGUGAAAUAGAUGAUGCUUUAAUUGGUGGAAAUGCGUCGGCUGAAGGUCCAGAUGGUGAAGGGGCAGAGGCUACCGUUGUCACCGGUGUUGACAUUGUAAUGAACCACCACCUUCAGGAAACAAGCUUCACUAAAGAGUCUUACAAGAAGUACAUCAAGGACUACAUGAAAGCGUAAGUUAUCCUGGUGUCUGUCAUUUCAAGGCUAGAAGACAGUUACGAUGAGGGUUAUAUAGCAAACACUCUUGGAAGAUGUCCAUAAGGUUGCAGCACUGCCUUCUGAUGGAGAUGGGCUGCUGGGAUCCACUUGUGGGGAUGAUUACAAUGGUGCCCUUAUUCUGAAAGAUCUAUAAUUUAAAGCCAUAACCACCUGCAUACACAUUUUGCUAAGAUACUGCUUUUCCCCACAUAUCCUGUUACAGUAUUAGAUAUUUGAAGGAUGUCCUCUUAAAUAUGCUAGGUUUGGUACAUUAUGUUUAAGUCAUCAAGGUCAAAAGGAAAAUGCUACUAGUGAGAACCCUAAAUCUUAAGGUUAAUUUGAGGCCACAUUUCUGAUACGGUAACAAAUGCACAUAGUGAUUGCAUUGCUGAUGUAAGCAUACCUCAGCCUUUCCUUAUAAGGCUUGGCUUCCAGACCUGUGAUCAUCUUGGUUGCCAUCCUCUGCACACAUUCCAGCUUGUCAAUAUCCUUCUUAAAUUGUGGUGCCCAGAACUGGACAUACGACUCCAUGUGUGGUUUGACUAUGGCAGAAUAGAGUGGUAUACCUUCCCUUGAUCUGGACACUAUGCAGCAUCAUACUGUUGGGCCCUGGAUCUUUUUCACAUGUAAGCUGGGUGUCCUCCAUCUUAAACUUGUGCACCUGGUUCUUCCUGCCUAAGUGCAGAACCUUACAUUUGUCCCUGUUGAAAUUCAUUUUGUUACUUUGCGCCCAAUUCUCCAAUCUGUAAAGGUCAUUUUGAAUCCCAAUUCUGUCUUCUGUGGCAUUAGCUACCCCUCCCAAUUUGGUAUCUACAAAUUUGAUGUGGAUCGCCUCAAUUCCAUCAUCGAAGUCAUUUAUAAAGAUGUUGAACAACAGUGGGCCCAGAAUAGAACUCUGUCACCCCACGUCGCUUUUUCCUAGGAUGGCUAGGAACUAUUAAUGAGUUUUUGAGUUCUGUUAGUCAACCAGCUACACCUUUUACCAGCUUCUCCACAAGAAUGUCAUGGGGAACUUCAUCAAAAGCAUUACUGAAAUCAAGAUACACUAUGUCCAUAGAAUUCCCCAGAUCCAACAAGCUUGUGUAUGCUUCUUAAAAAGCCACACAAGUUUGUUUAGGUGCCUCCCACUUUCUGGAAUUGUCUGCAUUUGUGCCUUCAUUAUUUCACCUUUAACAAUCUCCCAUCUUGGGCUCCCUUUUCUUCACUAUUUUUGACCAUGAGAUCUCACUCGGUACUUCAGGCAUAGGCAGACUCGGCCCUCCAGAUGUUUUGGGACUACAACGCCCAUCACCCCUAGCUAAGAGGACCAGUGGUCAGGGAUGAUGGGAGUUGUAGUCCCAAAACAUCUGGAGGGCCGAGUUUGCCUAUGCCUGCAGUAGUUCCUUAAGCUUCCAGAAAUCGGCCUUCUAUGAAAUCAGUCUAUGACCGAUUACACUCAGUUUUCCCUUUCCCUGUAUCAUGAAAUCCAAGGCGACACGAUCACAUUCUCUUAAAAUUCCCAGUAAGGACCAGCUGGGAUGCAAACAACUCAAAGAGAGGUGCAACCAAAAGAUCCUGGUUAUUGGCAGAACUGAUCAGUGGCUGUGCUUUUUGCUGUAGCUUCAUGGAGUUAUUAAGGCUCUGUAUUACAGAUAUGAUGUAACAGUUGCUUUAUAUUUAGAGGCCAGAUAUCUGGGCCAAAGGCAACCCCUUCUUUCGAUAUAAUAUUGUCUAUUCUGCUAUUUUACUGUUGCCUCAAUGGAAGCACAUACAGAAAUAUGCUGGCAUAUUUUACCAUGUCAGUUUAUGUGGCCUUGUGUAUAAUGUAAAUGUUCCCAAGAAAUAUAAUUUAAAACUGGCAGAUAAAGUAAAGCACUAUCCAUGCAGGGGAGCAGUAAAAAGCAAUGCAGUGUUUUCCUUUCAGAUCAGCUAUUAGAAACUUUUGGGCACAAUCCUCAAACUAGUUAAAUUGCAGGUGUCAGAAUUGUUGGUGUUUUUCCCCUAGAAUCAAAGCAAGACUUGAGGAAACAAAGCCAGAGAGAGUAAAGCCGUUCAUGACUGGAGCAGCUGAACAAGUCAAACAUAUCCUUGCAAACUUCAAAAAUUACCAGGUAAGUUCCAAAGCUUCCUCUUUUUUGUAACAUAUUUUCGGUACUUGCAUACUGUGAAGUAGCUUUUGCUGCUUGUUUUAAGACUGGCAUUUUGUGGGAAGUGCCUGAUGCUUGAGCCAAGGAAAUGUGCAUUGUUAUGUGAGUGAAUAUUAGUGCUUUCUGGGAACUUAGUUGCAUCAACAGAUUUUUUUUUCUUCUGAAAGUUUUUUGUAGGCGAGAACAUGAAUCCAGAUGGAAUGGUGGCGUUGCUGGAUUUCCGUGAGGAUGGUAUCACUCCUUAUAUGAUUUUCUUUAAGGAUGGAUUAGAAAUGGAGAAAUGUGUAAGUAUAAAUUCCCGAGAGAACUUGCCAAGAUCUUGUGCGGUUUUAAAUUUUGCUUGCUGAUAAAUGGGGUGAUUUGCUGCAGAAACGAAACCCUGUGUCCAUCUAGUCCAGCAUUUUCAACUAACCAGCCAGGUACAUGAGGGAACAGCCGUUGUUCUCCCAGAAACUUGUGUUCUGUAGCAGACUGCCUCUGAACCUGGAGAUUCUACUUACCUAAUCGCAUCUUAAUAGCCAUUGGUAUCUGCUUCAGGAGUUCACCUAAUCCAGGGGUGCCCAAACUUUUUUCAAAGAGGGCCAGAUUUGAUUAAGUGAACAUGUGUGAGGGCCGACCAGCUUUUUUUUAGGAUUGAAGUUGUGGAGCUUUUUUAAAAAAACACUUUUUUAGGAUUUUACCCAAGGACAUAUACUAGCAUGGGGCUGGAUUAGGCCCCCCAAAUAGACUUUGGACAUGCCUGAAAAGCCAUCUAAGCUUCUGGUAAUCAUAAUAUCUAGUGGGAGGAAAUUUCAUAGAGUGUUGUAAGUAGUAGCUUUUGUCUGCGUACUGGUGAUGAAUUGUGUGGCCAAGCACUAGAGGAAGAAAAAAUAAAUAUGCUUUCUCCACGCCACUCACUCAUAUCUCUGAAAUUCUAACAUCUUUCCUGCAUUUUCCAUGGGAAAAAAAGAAAAGCCCAAAUGAUACCGCCUUUUCUAUCAACUUUCCUAGCUCUGUAGUAUCCUUUUUGAGAUUGUGCAACCAGAGGUUUGUACACCUUUGUGAAUGAGGCUGCACCCUUAAUUCUUAAGGGUAGAGUGAUACUGGAAGUUCUGAAGUUCUGUACUUCAGAACUAUCUACUCCAACUCAAAGGACACAUCCUUUGUCACAGCCAGUUUACUCUCCCAUCAGUUUGUAUGAAGCUGGGAUGGUUAUUUGCCCUGAAUGCAGUGUUUUUUAAGUCUUACUCUGAACUUCAUUCUCCAUUUUUAAAUUUUUGCUUAUUCAUCUAGCUUGGAGAUCCCUUUUCAACUUUUUUGCAGUUUGGGUUUUCAGUAUCCCGAAUAAUUUGGUGUCUGUUACAAACUAGGCUACCUUGUUGCUUACUAUUGAUUCUCGGUUCAUGUGUGAACAAGUUCAAUAGCCUCUUAGUUUAACUUUCUAGAUUUCCCCAGAGUUCUAUAAAAAAAAAUCUUUCAUUUCUCAGUUAACAACGCUGAUAGAAGACAAACUAUUGAGCUAUUGACCAGUCUUCCAUACAGCUUAGCAUAUGCAUUUUCUGCCCUGCUGGUGGGAGAUUCUUUAGGGAAGAUGGUGGCUGGACUCCCCAGCCAAAAAAGUGCUUGGGUUCGCUCUUCUGUUUUUAAGCUAGCUAGUCAGGAGUGUGGGGAAAGUGUAGGCCUCUCUUAAGUUGAGGCUCUCCUGCCAAUGGCUUAAAUAGAAGACCAAAUCAUUCAGGUGGACAGGGGUAAGAACAGAAAAUGCAAACGGUGUGGAUUGUUAGAUUUUUUUUUUUUUUUAAAAAAAUGCUGUUGCUAGAUUUAAAUCUCGGGAGGUAUUUUAGCAGUCAUGCUCAUUAAUUCCAGUAGGUCUACUCUGAGUAAAGCUUUGUUGACCACCGCACUUCGCUUAAUAUCAAACCAAAACAUUUAUUGGCUGUAUUUUGAUAUGGCUGUUGAAACCAUUACCCCCUUUCCGUGAAUACUAAUCAAGACUGGUACCCUCUCAAACAGUGCCUUAGGGAAGGAGUUGAGAUGCAAGUUCUGAAUGUUAAGCAUCUGCUGAUAGGCUGGGAACAACUACUUUUGCUCUCUAGCUUGCAUAAAGAUGCAACAGCAAUUUCCUUGCGCUUUCUGUGUGCCUGAUAAACGUGGCAACUCAGAUUGAAUAAGGGAGAACAUUUAAGAGAGUGAAUAUUUAAUGAUGACGUAAGGAAUUGGUACAAGCAUAGGCUAACUCUCAUUAAUUUCUUAACAGUAACAAGAGACCAACCCUUCUGGAUCAUCUAUCAUCAUCAUAAUUGGCUGCUGUUCUUUAUUCAUCAACAAAACAUCAUGACUCAGCAUUGUUUGAAAACUGGACUGAUGCCAUCUUGAGCUUAAUUUGAUUUAUUUUGACCCUGAAUUAAUUGGAGUGGAGGCAUUGGUUUUUAAAAACUUGUCAUGUAGGCUGUCUAAAAUAAAGAAAAACUCAUUUAAACCCAGCAUAGAUAAUGCCUCUUGGUUUAAUGCAUUCAGCAGGGUUCUCCAGCAAGCUUCUUGUAGCUCUUGUGCAUUUGGAUUUUUGACUUCAGUAGCAUAGCCUGGCCUAACGCAUGUGUCAGACUGUCGUCCGAUACUGGUGACCUAGAACUGGAAGAUGAGCCGGCUACAACUGACUUGCUUCUAAACACCUGAAAAUGAUUAGUAGAGAAGAAGGCUUUCAUUCUGAAAUGGACCGAGUUUCCUGCUGUUCAACAAACCACAAUAGCUAGCUGGAGGACAGAAUUGGAAGACUGAAUACAGACUGCUGAUUAGAGUUCUGAACCAGUCAAGGAGAGAUGGAUUUCAUCAGUUUAUCAUGGCAAAUUAUGACUAAGGCAGAAGCAAUGGAACAGCAAUCUUUGGUGGCAGAAACAAGCAUUUUAGGCAGGGAGUCUGCACACAAGAGGCUGUAGUUCAAAGUAAUUAUAACUUAAAAUGGAAAAGUAGUACUGGUUUUAAUCACAGGACACUAAUAAUCUUUGUGGUUUAUCAAAGCCUAAAUUGGUUAGUUGUGGUGGUAAUGGCAACCUUAAGCACUAGUCCAAAGAAUUAGUGUAGACAACAUGUGCAUCAUACUGUUUUUGCUGAUGUUUGCAAAGUCCUGAAGUAUAUUUUAUGGGCUGUGUCAGGAGACAUUUGCUUGACAGGCCAUGAUAAAGUAAAUUGGUUCCCAUAGGAUGCAAAAAUGAGAGCCCUGUGCCUUUUCCAUCGUUCCACUUUCUGCUCCCCUGACAUGACAUUGUUCAAAGCAUAAUACGAAGUGAACUUUGCGCUUGGAGCAAGGUUAAAGAAGCGUGUCAAAGCCAAGCAAAUGCAACAUGGUUUUUAAAUCAGGAGGGCUGCUAUGAUCUCAAAAUGGCAAAAGCAAUAAAAUUUGCUACAAAUUUAUACUGGUAGUAGAAGCCAUAAAGAUAGUUGGUUUGCAUCCUAGUAGACAAAAGAAAAGGAAGCUUCUUUGAGAGACUUGGCGUGCUACAUAUACUGGUAGCAGUAGUUUGGGAAUCUUCCCUGGUUGGCACUGUGAGCCUAGAGCAGUUUUGAAUCCUUGUUUCCAAAAAGAUCGGAAACCUGGCGUGUAGAGGAAGUAGCCAAGCAGCUAAUUGACCGCUUGCUGUGCUGUGUAUCAAGAGUGUAUUAAGAAAGAUACUUAGGCUGUGUAUUCCUGAGACUUCUACAUAGUCUUGCAUGUGUGUUACUGUUUAGUAGUACAGUUUUGUUAUCCUUUUUAGGUUUUUCAUUUUGGUUCCCCUUUGAUGCUUCGAUGCUUGUUCUAUCCCUCUUUCCCAUCUAGCAGCUUCAUCCUGUGAAUGAAAAAAACAGUGUAACACCAGAAUGCUUGCUGCUCAGAGCAAAAUCAUUUGGGGGGGGGGAAUGGAAAAGGGGGUUGCAGAUACUGUGUACAGCUUGUGGUCUAUUUUUGUUGAUGUAUCACUGAUACUACUUUUACAUCAAAACAAAAAUUGACCAAUUAUCUGCUGAAGCAAGCAGAGUUUUGUCAGGCAGUGUGGAGUGAUUCAUUCCCCCCUCCAUCAUGUUUAACUUGAUUUUGAGAAACUGAUCCCUAAUAGGAUGUCUGUUUCCCCCCAAAAAAUGAAUUCCUCUGCAAGGAAUUCAGUUACUGGCCCACUAUGCUUUUGUUACUCUGCCCCUUACAGCUUCCUGUAACUUCAAAAUCUGUUCUGGAAGGUUGAGGGGAGCUUCCAGGGCAUUUUGGGGGGUGGGGGUGGGGAGAAGGCACUAGUUUUGUUCCAUGAGUGAAGCUCCACUUCACUCCAGAGGAUAGCUUGUAGCGGGCAGGAGCUGGAAAAGGUUUUCCACCAUCAAAGCUUCUCUUACAGGCUGGUAUAAUCCCAAAAUGAACAAAAUUAGUGUAUUAAAAAGAGUGCCAAAGUAUUGGUAUAUUUGACAGGAAAAACUUUGUAGUUAUUUUUUUGUACCCCUGAAUCUGAAACUUUCCUAUAUUGCUACUAUGAUUACAAGAAUGCCUUUCACACUACCUUGAAAAAUUUCAGGAACCCAUGCACUUUACUAAUGACACAUUCAUGUCUCAUAAGGCCCAAAGUACAAAAUUUACACAUUUAGUGCACCCAGGAUCAAACUUAACUGAAUUUAGCUGUCUUAACAUGUGAGAAUUGGCUGUGAGAGGGGAACUUUGCAAUAGCACAAGUUUUUUGGGCUGUUACUUGAAGUAUAAUAAUUUCUCCACAAUGUUCUUCCCAAAUCUCAGUGUUUCCUACACAUGGCCUAAAAUGAGCGGUGGUGCAGGUGGGAGUCACAGUUUGCUUCAAUAUGCACAUUGCUGUGGAAAAGCUGGAAGCUGCUCAUCUUGGAAGGGGAGUUUAGUAUGGGCUUAUUUCACUGUGGCCUUGGCUGCACUAGCUUAGGGAAAGGAUGGCAGAUAUGCCACAUGUUUUCCAGAAAUUUAUACGAACAUCCUGUGGGCAACCCCCACCAUAUUGCAGGAAAUGGCUUUCUCCCCCUUAUUAACAAGUUUCAGGUAGUUCAAAAUGUAAGUGGAUGUUUAAAUUCUUGUUCUGGGUUGUGUGAUUAUUUGCUUAUUUCCAGCUGUGUUGAAAGAUAACCUUGCUAGAGUGAAGCAAGGCCAUUAUUUAAAAAGCAGUGGCUGGUGCAACAAAAAAGCAAACUCUGCUACCAUACUGGUUUGUGGUAUUUGUUGCAAAUUACAUCAAUCUCUGCUCAUCCCCAGGUUUUAGAAUAAAAGCUUUCCUGCUGACUGGUACUAAAGCAGUUCAUGAGAAGGAUGCAGAGGGGGGGGGGAGCUGCUGCCUGUAGACUAAAGUUCGAUCAGUUAAUACAAAAAGAAAAGGAAGGUCACUCAUGUCUGCCAGUAACUCAUUUUUGUGUUACGUCUACAGAAUUUGGAUGAUCUACAAGAGAAGGGGGCAAUAUAUUUGUCCUCUUAGCCCAAAGUCUGCUGCAUUUGUGCACUGGAUAGGCUAAAUAAAAAUUUCAAGAGUUGUUAAAAUCAUCCUGCUAUCAUAUUCUGGCUACAAAACUAGAAGCACUUUUAGCUCUGAUGGUAACGUAAUUUACACAGAGUGUACCCAAAAACGCACAGCAAAAGUGCAGACGUUUUGCAUGCAAGCAGAAAUGACAGAAUUAAACUAGAUGCAGCAAUGGCCUGCUAAAGUAUUUGUGUUUUAGUUAUUAUAUAUAUAUAUAUACCACUCUUCAUCCAACACCUUUGGUUCAUGUGAAAAAAGUCUGUUCUGAGGCCCAUGGUGUGGGGGGUGGACAGAGACUACUAUUACAGAAAUCAGCCUUUCACUGAAGCUACUCCAGACUCCACCUGAACAGUGACCUUAAUCUCAGUAUUUCAGAUACAGUCUUGGCCAGGGUUCUCAAUUUCCUUUUCCCUCUUCCCUUUUGCCAUUUUUGCAGUUGAUUCAUAUUUGUUAUCCACAUCUAUGAGCCUCUGCGCACACAUUUUGCGUACUGCUUCAGUUGCCACCAUCUUUAUAGUUUUUUGCAGUACCCUAAACAAUUCAGUUCCCCAAGGUAGCAGAUGCUCAAAGCAGCUUUGCUACAAAAGAUAUUCAAGGCAGCUGACCAAAUUUCAAAAGUCUACAUACACUAACAACUUUGAUUGCAGGUAGAACAGUAGACUCUGAAGACAAGCACAAGGUUUUUAAUCUGUCUCUCCAAAAGCCUGAGCCACGAUGGCACUGUGGGCAUGUUUGUAACAGCACCUUGGUGUGCAAAUACAACUGGUAAUCAAAUUUAGCUUAACAGCAUGGCUAACUUCAGCUGAUGUAUGCAAACUAGGGUACUGUGACCCAGGAUAAAGAUUAAAAAGUGCAUUGGUCUCUUGUCCCAGGUUACUGAAGAGGGCACAUGCGUGGCUUCUUGCCUUGCUCUCAGGCACUGUUACGAACAGGAGUCAGUCGCCCUCCAACUCUUCCUUCUAUAGUUUCAAUCUGCAGCUGCUCAAAGAAAAAUAAAUGAAGUGAAAAAUCCCUAUGCUUAUCUGCUCAGUCAGAUCUUUUACCUCCUAAACUGGUUCUUAAGGAAGGUCUGAUUGGCUCCUAAUUUCUGUAAAAAGAACGUUUGCACUACUGAAAAAGUGCAGGAGUUUGAAGGUCCCACAGAAAUUGAACAAAUACAUGAACUCAGGAACUGAGUAAUGCUUAGCAGCACCUGCCUCUUCCUAAUUUCUAGAAUGGCUGGUCAUGUAGAAUACUGAUCAGCUGACCCUUGUGGCAUAAAGCCACCAUGAACGUUUUCAAUCUAAAAGCAGAAGAGGAAGCAUUUUGUGUUUGUACAAAUUAGAAACUGCUUUUAUUAAUACAGAAACAAAAUAAUUUUAAUACAAAGAAGUCAUUUUUACUUACUGUACUUAAAUGCUUUCGUGUUGUAUUAAUUUCCUCUUCCCAUCAUUUCAGGAGCUAUUCAAACUAUGUUCCACUUCUAUUUCUUAAUAAGGCAUAAUUCAAAAAGUUGGGCAGCAACCCAUAAUAUGGUCAGGACCAUACAGAAUUUUAGUAAUGAAAUAAACACAUCUCUGCAAUAAAUAAUACCAGUCCUUACUAACAUCGUUAUAUUUUUACAAAAUGUAAAAAAAUAAAAAUGAUCAAAGGCCAAUUAUUACAAAGAAACCUAAUGCAUGUUUAUUCUUUAAAUAAUAUGUUUGCAGAACCAAAACAUGUUUCUUGCAGAAUCUUUUUUUAAUGAAGCUAGACUUCUUAAAAAUUAUCAACACUUAGCAUUUUAAGGGUGAACAGUUCAGCAACUUCCUGCUCCCACAAUUGACAACUUUCUUGCUGGCUUAACAAUUAUGCUAAUCGCUCUUAUCUUCUCCUUGGUAAUGCCUGUAUUCUGGCUUAAGUUCCCACGUGUUUUUGUGUGUUCCCUUAACGUUGUAGAUGCCUAUUUCUCUUAAAAUUUCUUUCAAGUAGCUCUGGAAAAAAGAAAAAGAAAAUAUUUAAUUUGAUAUUAAUAUCAGGCUAUUUUACAUUAGUAAUAAAGAUGGUACUAAAAUAAACUAGCCUAGGCC